UGUGUCUAUAAAUAGUGGCUGUUCUGUUUCAUUUAACUUAUAGUAUUCACACAAAACCUACAAGCGUUUUUUAGUUCCUUUAGUGAUUGAUCUAGACACGCCAAAUUUUGCUAAAAGAGAGUAGGAUAAUGGAGGGGAAAGCAGUGAAACCUUCAAGAUUCAAAAGUGUUUGUGUGUUUUGUGGUAGCAGUACUGGGAAAAGAAACUGCUACAGGGAUGCUGCCAUUGAACUAGCCCAAGAGCUGGUGGCGAAAAGGUUGGAUCUUGUGUAUGGAGGUGGAAGCAUUGGACUAAUGGGUUUGGUUUCUCAAGCAGUUCAUAGAGGUGGAGGCAAUGUUCUUGGGAUCAUACCAAGGACUUUGAUGAGUAAAGAGAUCACAGGAGAAACAGUUGGAGAGGUUAAACCAGUAGCCGACAUGCACCAAAGAAAGGCAGAAAUGGCCCGCAAUUCUGAUUGUUUUAUAGCCCUACCAGGUGGCUAUGGCACUCUGGAGGAAUUAUUAGAAGUGAUUACUUGGGCUCAGUUAGGCAUCCAUGACAAACCUGUGGGUUUGCUCAACGUUGAUGGUUACUACAAUUACCUUCUGACUUUCAUCGACAAAGCCGUGGAUGAUGGCUUUAUCAAGCCUUCCCAACGAAACAUCAUUGUCUCUGCACCAAGUGCCAAAGAACUCGUUCAAAAACUUGAGGAGUACGUGCCUGUGCAUGAUGGAGUUAUAGCCAAGGCAAGCUGGGAGAUUGAGCAGCAGCAAUCACCACAGCAACACCAACAACAGGUGGGGUUCAAUACUACAACUUUGCAGACUGAAGUCGCUCUAUAAAGGAGGGAUAUUAAAAAAAGAUGAUAUGAAGUUAGCCAGAAAAAAAGGUGUUUUAGGCUUUCUUUCUUUGCUUUUUAGUCUUGAUUUUGGGUCAUAUACCAACCGUUCCAUAAUGGUUUGGUACGGUAUAAAUGACUUGGGUGAUAAAGGAAUGGCAAAAGUGGGUCUUUUGUGUAUUUUAGCAGCACUUUAUCAAAAGGAGGCAGUCUAAUUUAACUUUGGGUAUUAAGAUUGUAGUGGGAGAUCCUGUAUCUUGAAUUAUGUACAAAGGAUUAUAUCUAUAUAGAAACAAGAAGCAAAAAUUCAAAAAAAAAAAAAAACUGCAGCUUUAUUCUUCGUU
This is a messenger RNA of Populus trichocarpa (black cottonwood), 1161 nucleotides long. RefSeq names its product cytokinin riboside 5'-monophosphate phosphoribohydrolase LOG5. The transcript is spliced from 7 exons. The coding region runs from base 129 to 821 and encodes 230 amino acids. NCBI's taxonomy places the organism in Eukaryota, Viridiplantae, Streptophyta, Magnoliopsida, Malpighiales, Salicaceae. The record is from RefSeq and is a predicted model, not a curated record. Gene Ontology annotation, molecular function: hydrolase activity, hydrolyzing N-glycosyl compounds. Gene Ontology annotation, biological process: cytokinin biosynthetic process. Gene Ontology annotation, cellular component: cytosol; nucleus.